AGAUCGUACUGAUUGCAAUAGAUUCACGGGAGAGUGUGACUGUCCUGCUGGCUAUACAGGUCCAUCAUGUGCACAGCCAUGUCCCUUCGGCACAUAUGGAGUUGACUGUGCUAAUCGAUGCACUUGUACAAACGAUGGUACAUGUAAUAAUGUUAAUGGUAGAUGUACUUGUCCUGCUGGCUGGCAUGGUGUGCGAUGUGAGAAAGAAUGUGACCCAGGUUUCUAUGGGGAGAAUUGUGAAAACGUAUGUCGAUGUAGAGAUCGUACUGAUUGCAAUAGAUUCACUGGAGAGUGUGACUGUCCUGCUGGCUAUACAGGUCCAUCAUGUGCACAGCCAUGUCCCUCUGGCACAUAUGGAGUUGACUGUGCUAAUCGAUGCACUUGUAGAAAUGAUGGUACAUGUAAUAAUGUUAAUGGUAGAUGUACAUGUCUGGCUGGGUGGACAGGUAGUAACUGCCAAGAUCAAUGUCCACUGAAUACUUGGGGUCUUCAGUGUAGGAAUCGCUGCUCAUGCAAUGGUGGAUCAUGCUCACCAGGCGAUGGGACAUGCGUAUGUGAUGCAGGAUUUGAAGGCAGAGACUGUAGCAGGCCUUGUAGAACUGGCUACUAUGGGGUUAACUGUGAAAGUAGAUGUAGAUGCAGAAAUGGUGGGACAUGCGAUCCAGUGACAGGUCGAUGUACAUGCCCAGCUGGUUUCACAGGAACAUACUGUGAAACUGAAGAAGUACGUGCAACAGGAUUUCAGAUUCGUCAAACAGUGGCUGGUCGUACAGUAACAUGUGCAUCUGUAUCAACCGAUGUACAAAGAGACAGUUUCACCUAUGAAUGCAGAACAUUGAGGUAUGUAAACGAAUUGUUGUAUAAAAUACUUACACCAGUAUGUACUUGCCAACCACAUCAGGUGUAUAUAUUGUCAUACAGUACAAAUAAAACACAACAAGGAUUCUAUACAACGGUGUGA
Messenger RNA from Saccoglossus kowalevskii, 961 nucleotides. RefSeq lists its product as uncharacterized. The record is from RefSeq and is a predicted model, not a curated record. NCBI's taxonomy places the organism in Eukaryota, Metazoa, Hemichordata, Enteropneusta, Harrimaniidae. Gene Ontology annotation, molecular function: scavenger receptor activity.